AGUCCGCCCCGGGGGCGGGGCCACCUGGCGGGUCGGAGUCGGUCGCCUGCCCCGAGCCAUGGCGCCGCGCCGCCGCCGCCGGCCCCCUCGGGGCCGCGAGCCCGAGUCCGAGCCUGGCGAGCUCCGCCUGGGGCCUACGGAGGGGAGCCCGGAGCGGCCGCAGGGAUCCGGUAAGGUCUUACCGGCCUUUCCAACGCCUGAUUACUCCUCUGACAUGGAGCCAGACACUAGAGAGAUGGUACGAGCACAGAACAAAAAGAAGAAGAAAUCAGGGGGCUUCCAGUCUAUGGGCUUGAGUUAUCCUGUAUUCAAAGGGAUCAUGAAGAAAGGCUACAAAGUGCCUACGCCAAUCCAGCGAAGGACCAUCCCUGUGAUCCUGGAUGGGAAAGACAUGGUGGCCAUGGCAAGGACUGGCAGUGGGAAGACGGCUUGUUUCCUCAUCCCCAUGUUUGAGAAGCUGAAGGCGCACAGUGCCCAGACGGGAGCACGAGCCCUCAUCCUCUCGCCAACCCGCGAGCUUGCCUUGCAGACUAUGAAAUUCACAAAGGAGCUGGGCAAGUUCACAGGCCUGAAGACUGCGUUGAUUCUGGGAGGAGAGAGGAUGGAAGACCAAUUUGCAGCUCUGCAUGAGAACCCCGAUAUAAUCAUUGGCACCCCGGGGCGCCUGAUGCAUGUGGCUGUGGAAAUGAACCUGAAGCUGCACAGUGUGGAGUACGUGGUGUUUGACGAAGCUGACAGGCUCUUUGAGAUGGGGUUUGCGGAGCAGCUGCAGGAGAUCAUCGCCCGGCUCCCCGAGAGCCGCCAGACCCUGCUUUUCUCUGCCACACUCCCCAAACUGCUCGUGGAGUUUGCUCGGGCCGGUCUCACUGAGCCAGUCUUGAUCCGGUUGGAUGUGGAGACCAAGCUCAGUGAGCAGCUCAAGCUGGCCUUCUUCCAUGUGCGCGCGGAUGACAAGCCGGCCGUGCUGCUGCACCUGCUGAGGAGUGUGGUGAGGCCUCAGGAUCAGACAGUCGUCUUCGUGGCCACCAAGCACCAUGCGGAGUACCUCAAGGAGUUGCUGACAGUGCAGGGCGUGAACUGCACCCAUAUCUACAGCUCCCUGGAUCAGACGGCCCGGAAAAUCAACAUUGCCAAGUUCGUGCACGGCCAGUGCGCAGUGCUGAUUGUUACCGACGUGGCUGCCCGUGGCAUCGACAUCCCCAUGCUGGACAACGUCAUCAACUACAGCUUCCCUGCCAAGCCCAAGCUGUUCCUGCACCGUGUCGGCCGCGUGGCCCGCGCUGGCCGCAGUGGCACCGCCUACUCCCUGGUGGCAUCGGAUGAGACCCCAUAUGUCUUUGACUUGCACCUGUUCCUGGGGCGCCCGCUCACCCUCGCCAGCCCCCACGAGAAACCCUCAGACGGGGAUGGGGUGUUUGGCAGAGUCCCCCAGAGCGUCAUCGACGACGAGGAGUGUCUGCUGCUCACUGACCACGAGGGCUCGCUGGACCUGCAGAGCCUGCGCAAGGUGUCGGAGAAUGCGCACAAGCAGUACCUGAAGUCCCGGCCUGGCCCCUCGCCCGAGUCUGUCAAGAGAGUGAAGGAGCUGGACUUCUCCCUGCUGGGCAUCCACCCGCUCUUCAGCUCCUGGCUUGAAGGUUCUUGCUUUGGGGAGGAUGAGCUGGAGAGACUGAAGUUCGUGGACAACAUUAAAACCUACAGAUCCAAAGCAACCAUCUUUGAGAUCAACGCCACCAACAAGACCCUGGCCAGCGAUGUGAUGCGAGCCAAGCGGAGCCGCGACCGCAGCCUCAUCGACAAGUACCAGAGGGGGCAGCAGGAGAGACGGGCUGGGGCUGCGCUGGGGGGCCGGGACCCAGCAGUCCCUGCCCCUGAGGAGGAGGAAGCAAACCUCCAGGAAGUGUUCGCCGCCGUGGUGGGCAGGAAGCGGAGGCGGCACCAGGUGGGAGAGGGCAUCAGGAAGAAGCAGCGGCAUGAGGCGCAGCGGGACGAGGAGUUCUACAUUCCCUACCGGCCCAAGGACUUGGAGAGCGAGCGAGGGCUGAGCAUUGGCGGGGAGGGCAGCGCCUUUGAGCAGCAGGCUUCUGGUGCCAUGCUCGACCUCCUGGGGGACGAGACCCACAACAUGAGCAAGACCAAGCAGCUGCUCAAGUGGGACCGCAAGAAAAAGCGGUUCGUGGGGAAAACUGGCCAAGAGGACAAGAAGAAAAUCUGCACAGAGAGUGGCAGGUACAUCAGCGGCUCCUACAAGAACAACCUCUAUGAGAAGUGGAAGAAGAAAUACAAAGUUGAGGAGUGGGACUCCGAGGAGGAGGCGGGGAACGAGCCGAGAGGCGGGACGCGCCGCAGGGGCAGAGGAGGCAAGCGGCUGGCGCCCUCCCCAGGGAAGCACGGCUCCCAGCAGGGCAAGGUGCACUCGGAGCUGAAGAGCAAGCAGCAGAUCCUGAAGCAGAGGAAGAGAGUGGCCAAGCAGAACUUUCUGCAGAAGGGCGGCCUGAAGCGGCUGAAAGGCAAGAAGCGGCAGCGGGUGCAGGAGCUGCGCAGGACGGCGUUCGGCCGUGGUGCUGCCAGGAAGGGUCAAAUGAGGAAAAGGAUGUAAAGAAUGGAGCGUGGGAGGGCAGCAGGCCGGAUCUGAGCAAAGGGCUGAUCCCCUUUCUAGGGGGUGAGCUGCCCCGUGCAGGCGCCGGCCUGGGCAGGAGCCAUUAAAUGACAUGGUGGUUGGUUUUCAGUUUCUGUUGGAUGUUUGUCUCGAAUGCAGCUCGGGGGCGGGGGGAGAUGGAGGGAGUGCUGGCCAGGGAAUGGGGGGGCAGGGCUAGCUGCCUGCCCCUCUGUCAGUACCUCCGGAAAGUCUCCAGCACAAGCUGUUAAGGCUGCUGGAAGAUGGCCCUUGGCAGUGCUAGAGCAGGGGGGGAGGGAGCUGGGGUGGGGGGUGGGCCUUGUUCCUGUUGCCUUGACCAGCUAACUCUUCUGAGAGUGCUGGAAAACCUGCCUGGGGGAACCACAGCUGUGCUGGCCUGUGCCACUGACCUGUGUCUCUGAUGGAGUAUGCAGGGGUCCUAGUCCGGACUGCUUUUCACCACUCACCCCAUCUCCCAAAGGACGUUCCUGACAUUGCAUGAGGCUGCUUUUAAAAGCAGUUUCUCAUCACAGCACCUUCCCUCCCCUUGUGGGCAGCAGCCAUGCUUGCUGCUCCCUGAUUUCAUUUGUUCCUGGAGAGCCCAUUCUCCAGAAAGCGUAAGCUAGACCAUCCAUGAAUUUGACCGCAAAGCCCCCUGUGCAGAAAGGUAACAGCAGAGAGGCGUUUCAGAGAAGAGCACUCACUUUCCGGGCCUGGCUGCAAAAUAGUAUUUAUGUAAUAAGAGCUAUAGAUCUCAGAGCGCAUUGCAAGGGAGGUCAGUAUUGUCCCCAUUUUACAGAUGGGGAAACUGAGGCACAGGGGUGACUUGCCCAAAGUCACCCAGCAGGCCAGUGGCAGAGCCAGGACUAAAGCCCAGUCAGAGUCCCAAGCCUGUGCACUGUCUAAUCAUUCCUGUCCAGCUGUAUUCACCUGGUCAUUCUAUUUCUCUUCCUCUGGCCAGACAGAUGCUUAGUCUCAGGGCUUAGCUCCUUACCCUGCUGGGUCCUCCCCUGCUUCUUCAGGUACGUGACCAUUGGAGGGAGCAGUAAGUGUCCUCCAAGCUCCCUCUUGCCUGUGACACACCAUCCCCUCCCAGCUAUGUCAGUUGUGUGGGAGGCAGUGCUCCCACACAGAGAAGCCAAUGGUAGAUCAAGAGAUGAUCAGAGAAUCCCCCUUUUAAUAAAGGUCCCCCAAAACUGCUGGUGAGAACCUGCACACAUGCUUUCUACAGAGGAGCAUGGGGGUGUUUUUCUUCUCUGAUAAUAGCAGCUGUGUGAGGUCCUCCACUCUUGGCACAUAAAAAGAUGAAGGGAUGUCCCCAAAGGAAACUGAAUGAAGGUGCAAUGGGCAGCCACACCAUGGCCAGUACAAACUGGGACAGUUAGAGAUACUUUUGCCAUCCAGUGUCACCUGUAACAGUGCAGGUGGCAAGAGGCAGCAUGUGGAGUCCCUGAGCCAGCCACCUGCAGUGCAAAAACAUCACUUGCUUGAGACUUUACAUGCUUCCUGGGUCCCCUCAGCUGUUCUCUCCUGCUCAGGGCUGCAUGGCAGUAUGCAAAGUAGGGAAAUUGAGCAGAGUUUGACUUACUUUUAAAAAGGGGCCUUUUUUUCCAGCCUAAAUCAAACUAAGCUUUGUAUCAAAAGUUAAUGUAAAUAAUGGCCCCCCACUUUUUUUACUCCAAUAAACAUUUUUUCCUAUUGUCUUUCAA
Messenger RNA from Mauremys mutica (yellowpond turtle), 4326 nucleotides. RefSeq names its product DEAD-box helicase 54 (gene DDX54). NCBI's taxonomy places the organism in Eukaryota, Metazoa, Chordata, Testudines, Geoemydidae. The coding region runs from base 59 to 2599 and encodes 846 amino acids. The transcript is spliced from 20 exons. Gene Ontology annotation, molecular function: RNA helicase activity; ATP binding; RNA binding. The record is from RefSeq and is a predicted model, not a curated record. Gene Ontology annotation, cellular component: nucleus.